Messenger RNA from Caenorhabditis bovis, 765 nucleotides. The record is from the annotation of a GenBank genome assembly. Lineage: Eukaryota; Metazoa; Nematoda; Chromadorea; Rhabditida; Rhabditidae.
AUGGUUUCGGCUGAAUCCCAACUAAACAUUAUUGAACAGUCGAAAAAGCUUGCGGCAUUCGCGUGCGGCGAGAAGUAUGUGAGAAGCGGAUGUCUACUCGGCGUCGGAUCGGGGAGCACAGUAAAAUAUUUGGUGGACUAUCUCGGUGAAUCCUACAAGAAUGGGAAACUGACUGAUAUCAUGUGCAUUCCAACGAGUCAGCAGACAAAACAAUGGCUUGUGGAUGCAAAACUUCCGUUAUCGGAUUUGGAUAUCACUCCCGAGCUUGAUAUUUGUAUAGAUGGAGCUGACGAGGUGGAUUCAAACUUUCAAUGUAUAAAAGGCGGCGGGGGCUGUUUGGCGCAGGAGAAAAUCGUUCAACACGCUUCCAAACGGUUUUAUGUGAUAGGAGAUUAUCAGAAGAUGUCGCAACAUCUCGGCGAGCGCUAUGAUUCAAUUCCGAUCGAAGUCAUUCCAUUUGCCUAUCAGCCACUUCUCCUCUCGAUUCCUCAACAAUUCGGUGGAAUCGCAAAACUACGAGUAUGCGAUGAAAAUUAUGGGCCAGUCGUCACCGACAACUUCAAUUAUAUUAUUGAUUGGCAUUUUGACAAGACGCGCAAAAAUAUCGAUUGGAAAAUGGUACAAAUUCGAUUGGCGAAAACGCCGGGAAUCGUCGAAACCGGCCUAUUUAUUGAUGUCGUCGAUUCAGUUUUCAUUGCAAAUCCGGAUGGAACGGUUAAAGAAUGGAAAAAUACUAGAAAUCAUAAUAAUAGUGUUUGCAUUUGA